UUCAACUGCAGUGCACCACAGACAGACAACAGAGACACCAAUGGAGACGCAUAUCAGAGCAACUACUCAACUACUAGUCACUGAAGUUAGAAUCAUACAGUAGAUAUUACCAUUAGGAGUCAGGUAGAAAGGUAAUCAUUAGUAAGUAAAUACUGUUAGUACAAGUAACUUAGAAUCAUAGAUAUUACAAUAGAGGCCAGUCAGACUGAAUUAGUUGAUUCAUUGAUUGAUUGGUUUAAUCAUUGAUAUCCGGUACUGUUAGUUAAGAUGGCCGACUACGUCAACAAACAGGUGAUUGAAUUGAAUGAAGUUUCUGAAGAAAACCGGAACAGAUUAACGAGGAGCGUGAAGACUGAGAACCAUCGCUCAGAUGGAAGACUAAGACUCUACAGGCUGGCUGCUGGGUGUUUAGGAGUGCUGUGUGUUCUACAAGUCACUCUCAACAUCUCCCUGAGACUGGCUUUCGCAGGCUCUAACGAAGAGAGGAACCAGUUAGAGGCCUGUUACAACACCCUGGCUACAGAAAGGGACAGGUUGAGUGGCAUGGUCAGUGUUCUGACCUAUGAUAAGGUGAUUCUGCAGAAGAGGCUCUCUGGGUGUGGUACUGGAAGAGGGGUGGAAGGGAGAUACAUGGCAGUUCCAACGAGGUGGUCUAUGUUGAGGUGUCCUAAAGGAUGGAGGAUGUUGGGAUCCAGCUGCUACUUCCUUUCUACUGGGAUGAAAACCUGGCAGGAGAGCAGACUGGACUGUUUUGAGAGAGGAGCAGACCUGGUGAUCAUAAACAGUGAAGAGGAAAAGAAGUUGUUGUACCAGCUGGAUGGUGAUGCAGAUCUCCUGGUCUGGAUUGGUCUGACUGACUCCGUUAAUGAGGGGACCUGGAAAUGGGUGGACGGCACACCACUGACCACAUCGUACUGGAAGAGUGGUACGCCGGACUAUGGUGGUACCAACAACAAGGAUUGUGUCGCGGUCUACCAUCGGGACAACGUUUUGGCCAACUGGAACGAUGCACCAUGCAACCGCAUGCUGCACUGGAUCUGUGAGAAAUUACAGAAAUAGCUCAAAUAGCACAACGUUUAGGGUCACUUAGAAAUGUCCUUGUUUUUGAUAGAAAAUAAAAUGUUUUGUCUAUUAAAAUGAAAUAAAAUUGAUCAGUAAUACAGUGUAGACAUUGUGUUGUAAAUGACUACUGUAGCUGGAAACGGCAGAUUUCUUAUGGAAUAUUUAUAGUCGUGGCCAAAAGUUUUGAGUAUGACACAAAUAUUAAUUUUCAUCAAGUUUGCUGCUUCAGUGUCUUUAGAUAUUUUUGUCAGAUGUUACUAGACCACAAGUUCUCAAUGGGAUUAAGGUCUGGGGAGUUUCCUGGCCAUGGACCCAAAAUAUUGAUGUUUUGUUCCUCGAGCCACUUUGUUAUCACUUUUGCCUUAUGGCAAGGUGCUCCAUCAUGCUGGAAAAGGCAUUGUUCGUCACCAAUCUGUUCCUGGAUGGUUGGGAGAAGUUGCUCUCGGAGGAUGUGUUGGUAACAUUCUUUAUUCAUGGCUGGGUUCUUAUGCAAAAUUGUGAGUGAACUCACUCCCUUGGCUGAGAAGCAACCCCACACAUGAAUGGUGUCAGGAUGCUUUACUGUUGGCAUGACACAGGACUGAUGGUAGGGCUCACCUUGUCUUCUCCGGACAAGCUUUUUUCCAGAUGACCCAAACUAUAGGAAGUCCAGCAAACCCGGAGUCACCUCUUCACUGUUGACAUUGAGACUGGUGUUUUGCGGGUACUAUUUAAUGAAGCUGCCAGUUGAGGACUUGUGUGGUGUCUGUUUCUCAAACUAGACACUCUAAUGUACUUGUCCUCUUGCUCAGUUUUGCACCGGGGCCUCCCACUCCUCAUUCUAUUCUAGUUAGAACCAGUUUGUCCUGUUCUGUGCUUUUCUUUCAAAAACAAUUACAUUUCUAAAUGACACCAAACUUUUGAACGGUAGUGUACAUAUAGGUCAAAUACACAUCUUGUUUAAAUGUGUUUAUUAUUUCAUUACCUACAAAUGUUUGAUGUACAUUAACAUUUUCCUUAAGAUUGUGAAAUUAACUGUGAGCACAUUUACAUGGUACCUGACAUUAUCUUUCUUGCUUUCACCUUUAGAAUCAGUCACAAUACUGUAUCAGUUUCAGCUUUGUCCUUUUCCCUCUAAACAGUUUAUUAAUUAAGUAUUACUUCUAUGAAAUUAUGAAAUGGAAUGAAAUGGCAUUGCUUCUAUGAAAUAAAAAAUAUGAGGAUA
Messenger RNA from Oncorhynchus keta (chum salmon), 2266 nucleotides. Its product is annotated as CD209 antigen-like protein E. The coding region runs from base 268 to 1059 and encodes 263 amino acids. The record is from RefSeq and is a predicted model, not a curated record. NCBI's taxonomy places the organism in Eukaryota, Metazoa, Chordata, Actinopteri, Salmoniformes, Salmonidae. The transcript has 6 exons.